Molecule: messenger RNA, 2465 nt
Organism: Sander lucioperca (pikeperch)
Lineage: Eukaryota; Metazoa; Chordata; Actinopteri; Perciformes; Percidae
Gene: me3
Product: malic enzyme 3, NADP(+)-dependent, mitochondrial
Exons: 15
Coding region: 268-2127 (619 amino acids)
Biological process (GO): malate metabolic process; pyruvate metabolic process
Cellular component (GO): mitochondrion
Molecular function (GO): NAD binding; malate dehydrogenase (decarboxylating) (NADP+) activity; malate dehydrogenase (decarboxylating) (NAD+) activity
Source: RefSeq, a predicted model, not a curated record
AGAUGUUGAAGCUGAAGAUGGAGCCAGUGUUUACUGAAUAACAGGGAGGAGGUGGUUGGUUGGCCCGCCUCUUAGCCCGCGAAGCUGCGGUCUGAUUGGUGGGGAAGUGGGACUGUCAAUGAUAAAGGUUCCUAGAUUAGCUGUUAGCUGUCGAUUCUUCACAACAUUCACUGAUAACAUAUCGUUAACGCGAGCACCGGGGGAAAAAACGUUUUCUAUGAAGAUUGAAGUCAGGGCCACAGCAGCUUCACACCGUUUCCAGGCAGCAUGAACUCCCUCCCAGGAAAAGCCGUUCUGUCUCUGUGCAGGCGCACGGCAGCAGCGGGUGGGAUGAGAGUCUUUGCCGGUUCGCCGGGUCACCCCGCUGGGGGCAUGCCCGCCGGCAGGGCCUCUCUCCCGGCUGUGCGCGUCUGCCACUCCGGAACGGGUCGCAAGGGCAGCGUCAGCACCAAGAAAAGGGGCUACGACAUCACCAGAAACCCACACCUCAACAAGGGAAUGGCAUUCACCCUGGAGGAGCGCUUACAACUGGGCAUCCACGGCCUGCUGCCCCCCUGCUUCCUCUCCCAGGAUGUGCAAGUGCUGCGUGUCAUGAAGAGCUAUGAAACACGCAUCAAUCCUCUGGACAAGUACAUCCUGCUGAUGACGCUGCAGGACAGAAACGAGAAGUUGUUCUACCGCUUGCUGACCUCUGACAUCGAGGAGUUCAUGCCCAUCGUAUACACUCCCACUGUCGGCCUGGCGUGCCAACAGUAUGGACUCGCCUUCAGGAGACCACGAGGACUUUUCAUCACCAUCCAUGAUAAAGGCCACAUUGCCACCGUGCUCAACUCCUGGCCUGAAGAAGACAUAAAGGCCAUUGUGGUGACAGACGGGGAGCGUAUCCUCGGCCUGGGUGACCUGGGAAGCUACGGAAUGGGUAUUCCUGUUGGGAAGCUGGCGCUCUACACAGCCUGUGGAGGUGUUCGGCCGCAGCAGUGUCUCCCUGUGCUGCUGGACGUCGGCACUGACAACCAGACGCUGCUCGAUGACCCCCUGUACAUCGGACUGAAGCACAAGAGAAUCAGAGGAAAGGAGUAUGACGAGCUGGUCGACGAGUUCAUGCAGGCAGUGACAGACAAGUACGGGAUGAACUGUCUGAUACAGUUUGAGGAUUUUGCCAACACCAAUGCUUUUCGCAUCCUCAACAAAUACAGGAAUCGAUACUGCACCUUCAAUGACGACAUCCAAGGCACGGCCUCAGUAGCUGUUGCCGGGAUCUUAGCUGCUCUGAAGAUCACCAAGAACAAACUCUUAGACCACACCUUUGUUUUCCAGGGGGCGGGUGAGGCUGCUCUUGGUAUCGCUCAUCUGCUCAUGAUGGCCAUGGCCAAACGGGGAUUAAGUAGAGAAGAAGCUGCCAAGAAGAUCUGGUUGGUUGAUUCAAAAGGUCUCAUUGUAAAGGGAAGAGGCCAUCUUAACCACGAGAAAGAGGAGUUUGCUCACGAUCACCCACAUGUGAAGACCCUGGAGGAGGUGGUGCACACCAUCAAACCCACCGCGAUCGUAGGAGUGGCUGCUAUCACAGGAGCAUUUACUGAGAAGAUUAUCAAAGACAUGGCAUCCUUCAAUGAGAGGCCGAUCAUCUUUGCCCUGAGUAAUCCCACCAGCAAGGCGGAGUGCACAGCAGAGCAGUGCUACACGCUCACAGAGGGCCGUGGCAUCUUUGCCAGUGGAAGUCCGUUCAACAAGGUGACGCUGGCUGAUGGACGCACCUUCUACCCCGGCCAGGGAAACAACGCCUACGUCUUCCCUGGAGUCGCUUUGGGUGUUAUUGCCUGUGGAGUGCGACACAUAUCUGACGACGUCUUCCUCACCACAGCCGAGGCGAUAGCUGACAUGGUAACCGAGGAGAACCUGGCUGAGGGAAGACUUUAUCCUCCUCUCAACACCAUAAGAGAGGUGUCCUUCAAGAUUGCAGUUAAGAUUGUCAACCAUGCAUACAAACACAACAUGGCUUCGCUGUACCCUGAACCGAAAGACAAAGAGGCGUUUGUGCUGUCUCACAUCUACAGUCCAGAUUACGACUCCUUCACUCUGGACACAUACAGCUGGCCACAGGACGCCAUGAACGUCCAGGACGUGUGAUUUUGACUCUCUCCCUCUCAACUCAAUAUGCUGCUGUGGUGACGCAUACUAUUUCUGUAUUGCCUCUGUUCAGAAACGUCACCAAUGAUUGUCACAUUUUUGCUUUUUUUGCUUGUUUCUUUCAUUUAUAAAUGUUAUUAAGUCUCUGCCCUCCUUUCAGACGAACAGUGGUCAUUAUAAUUCAGAUGUCUCUAUAAUUCUCUUAACUGUUGAAAAUAUCAAGUUGUAUUUUUCUCUUUCAGUGUUGUACUUUUUGUUUUUAAUCACUUCUCUGUAGCUGAUUGAAGGUCUGACUGAAUAUUUUAUAGCCGCACACACACAAACAUCAUAUCAAAUAU